Sorghum bicolor (sorghum) is the source of this 2065-nucleotide messenger RNA. RefSeq lists its product as uncharacterized. Bases 110 to 1933 code for a protein of 607 amino acids. Lineage: Eukaryota; Viridiplantae; Streptophyta; Magnoliopsida; Poales; Poaceae. The transcript has 9 exons. Gene Ontology annotation, molecular function: oxidoreductase activity, acting on the CH-OH group of donors, NAD or NADP as acceptor. The record is from RefSeq and is a predicted model, not a curated record. Gene Ontology annotation, cellular component: membrane.
GUCCCUUCAAGUCACUUCAGGUGCUCAAGAGAACCACUUCCAGAGCGCCAAAUUAAGCGAGACGUGUCGCCUUGGGUUGUUCGAGCUCGUAGUAGUGUUGCCCUACGUGAUGGAGGGCGAUCUCCCCACUCCUGCGAACGCCAGGGUCGCCGUGGUCACCGGCGGCAACAAAGGGAUCGGGCUGGAGGUGUGCCGGCAGCUGGCCGGCAACGGGGUCACCGUCGUCUUAACAGCCAGGGACGAGGCGAGGGGCGCUGCGGCCGUGGAGAAGCUCAGAGACCUGGGGCUCUCCGAUGUCCUUUUCCACCAACUGGACAUUAUCGAUGCUCCGAGCAUCGCUCGAAUUGCUGAGUUCCUCAAGACCCGUUUCGGGAAGCUAGAUAUCCUGGUAAAUAAUGCCGCGAUUGGUGGGAUUGAGUAUGUUCAUGACCAAGAUCGUGACUCAGUAACGAGCGAGGAAAAGGCAAAGCUCAGUGGCAUGGAUAUGGAUCAGAGGCUUGGAUGGCUGUGGCAAAAUUGCCGGGAGACUUACGAUGAUGCAAAGACAGGCCUGCGCACAAACUACUACGGCACAAAGCAACUAAUCCAAGUUUUACUCCCUCUGCUGCAGGCCUCCUCCGAUGGGAGGAUCGUUAACGUCUCCUCCCACUUCGGGCAGCUCAGGCUUUUCCGAAACGAGGAGCUGAAGCGGGAGCUGAACGACAUUGAUAACCUCACCCCGGAGAGGCUGGAUGGCCUGCUGGACAUGUUCCUGAAAGACUUCGAGGCCGGCGCGGUGGAAUCCAACGGCUGGCCGAUGUAUUUCUCGGCGUACAAGGUGGCCAAGGCGGCCAUGAACGCGUACUCGAGGAUCCUGGCGAGGCGGCACCCCGAGCUGCGCGUCAACUGUGCGCAUCCUGGCUACGUGAAGACCGACAUGACCAUACACUCGGGGCUGUUGACGCCGGAGGAAGGCGGCAGCAGGGUGGCCAUGGUGGCGCUGCUGCCGGAAGGCGGGCCGACCGGCGCGUUCUUUGAAGACUUUGCAGAGUCCUCGUUCGUGAUUGCCGUGGUCACCGGCGGGAACAAAGGGAUUGGGCUAGAGGUUUGCCGGCAGCUGGCCGGCGACGGCGCCACCGUGGUCUUAACAGCCAGGGACGAGACGAGGGGCGCAGCCGCUGCAGAGAAGCUCAGAGAAGCAGGGCUCUCCAAUGUUAUUUUCCAUCAGCUGGAGAUUACUGAUGCUCCGAGCAUCGCUCGGUUGGCUGAGUUCCUCAAGACUCGUUUUGGGAAGCUAGACAUACUGAUAAAUAAUGCCGCAAUUGGUGCUGUUGAGUACGUCCAAGAUCCUGCCGACAGUCCAGCAAGCGAGGAAAAGUUCAGUGGCAUGGAUCAGGGCCAAAGGCUUGAAUGCAUGUUUAAAGGUGUCCGGGAGACCUACGACGCUGCAAGAGAAGGCGUGAAGACCAACUACUAUGGCGUAAAGCAUGUGAUUGAAGCCUUACUGCCUCUGCUGCAGGCUUCCUCCGAUGGGAGGAUCGUCAAUGUCUCCUCUGAAUUUGGGCUGCUAAGGCUAAUCAACAACGAGGAGCUAAGGCAGGAGCUGAACGAUGUGGAGAAGCUGACCGAGGAGAGGCUGGACGAGGUGCUGGCCACGUUCCUAAGAGACUUCGAGGCCGGCGAGGUGGAGGCGCGUGGGUGGCCGAUGGCUUUCUCGGCGUACAAGGUGGCCAAGGUGGCCAUGAACGCGUACUCGAGGAUCCUGGCAAGAAGGCACCCCGAACUGCGCAUCAACUGCGCGCACCCCGGCUACGUGAGCACCGACAUGACCAUCCACACCGGACCCCUGACGCCCGAGGAAGGCGCGGCCAACUUGGUGAAGGUGGCGCUGCUGCCGGAAGGCGGCCCGACCGGCGCAUACUUCGCGUGGGGAGUGGAGGCGUCCUUUGUGUGAAAAAGCACCAUGCAUCGUUAAUGUUCUGUUCGUUGUUCUCCAACUGCCUGUUAUCAACGUUUACUGCUGACUCCUUUAUUCCUCUCUAACGCUUCUGAUACAUAAGUCAUAGUUGAAAAUACUGUUCGCUGA